Molecule: messenger RNA, 8341 nt
Organism: Cervus elaphus (red deer)
Lineage: Eukaryota; Metazoa; Chordata; Mammalia; Artiodactyla; Cervidae
Gene: BACE2
Product: beta-secretase 2
Exons: 9
Coding region: 411-1955 (514 amino acids)
Biological process (GO): amyloid-beta metabolic process; membrane protein ectodomain proteolysis
Cellular component (GO): trans-Golgi network; endosome; membrane
Molecular function (GO): aspartic-type endopeptidase activity
Source: RefSeq, a predicted model, not a curated record
GGGGCGCAUUCCGAGGAAAUUGGGGACUCGAGUUUCCCGGGAAAGAGGCGCCGCCCGAGAAGAGCGAGGGUGAACGGGGCCAGCCUGAGGGGACCCGGGAGCACCCCGCGCCUCGCUUUGACCUUGGCCGGGGCGGGGAGGGGCCCAGCCCUUGCGGGGCAGCCGCCGCCCGCCAGAGGGGGCAGCGGCGACCAACUUGCAGAACUUGGCGCGGGCUGGGGCGGCUCCAGCGCCUCCUCCUCCCGCUCCGGCCGCGCCUCCUUCCCGGUCCUCCUCCUCCGGUCCGCCGCCGCCGGCCCCGCUGCGCGCCCAGCCCUGCCCCGCAGCCCCGCGCGCCGCCGAGUCGCUGAGCCGCUGUCGCCGGACGGGACGGGCCCGGCCCAGCGCGCCCCCCGAGCCCCGCCGCGGGCAUGGGCGCGCUGGCCCGGGCGCUGCUGCUGCCGCUGCUGGCUCAGUGGCUCCUGCGAGCGGCCCCGGCUCUGGCCUCCGCGCCCUUCACACUGCCUCUCCGGGUGGCCUCGACCACCAGCCGGGGGGCUGUGCCUACCCCGGGGCCCGGACCCCCCGCUGAGCCCCGCGCGGACGGCCUGGCGCUCGCCCUGGAACCCGCUGGGAGUGCGGCCAACUUCUUGGCCAUGGUGGAUAACCUGCAGGGGGACUCCGGCCGCGGCUACUACCUGGAGAUGCAGAUCGGGACCCCCCCGCAGAAGCUGCAGAUACUCGUUGACACCGGAAGCAGCAACUUUGCCGUGGCUGGGGCCCCACAUCCCUAUAUCGACUCUUACUUUGACUCAGAGAGGUCCAGCACAUACCGCCCCAAGGGUUUUGAUGUCACUGUGAAGUACACGCAGGGGAGCUGGACCGGCUUGGUUGGGGAGGACGUGGUCACCAUCCCCAAAGGCUUCAACAGUUCUUAUCUUGUCAACAUCGCCACCAUAUUUGAGUCAGAGAAUUUCUUUCUGCCUGGGAUUAGAUGGAAUGGAAUACUUGGACUGGCUUAUGCUACGCUGGCCAAGCCUUCAAGUUCUCUGGAGACCUUCUUUGAUUCCCUCGUGGCACAAGCAAAAAUCCCCAACGUAUUCUCCAUGCAGAUGUGUGGGGCCGGACUGCCAGUAGCUGGAUCUGGUACCAACGGAGGUAGUCUUGUCCUAGGUGGAAUUGAACCAACUUUGUACAAAGGAGACAUCUGGUACACCCCUAUUAAGGAAGAGUGGUAUUAUCAGAUAGAAAUUCUAAAAUUGGAAAUUGGAGGCCAGAGCCUUAAUCUGGACUGCAGAGAGUACAAUGCGGACAAGGCCAUCGUGGACAGUGGCACCACGCUGCUGCGCCUGCCCCAGAAGGUGUUUGACGCCGUGGUGGAGGCUGUGGCCCGCACAUCUCUGAUUCCAGAAUUCUCUGAAGGUUUCUGGACUGGUUCCCAGCUGGCAUGCUGGACAAAUUCUGAAACACCUUGGUCUUAUUUCCCGAAAAUCUCCAUCUACCUGAGAGACGAGAACUCCAGCAGAUCAUUCCGUAUAACUAUCCUGCCUCAGCUUUACAUUCAGCCCAUGAUGGGGGCUGGCCUGAAUUAUGAAUGUUACCGGUUCGGCAUCUCGCCUUCCACCAACGCACUGGUGAUUGGUGCUACCGUCAUGGAGGGCUUCUAUGUGGUCUUUGACAGAGCUCGGAAGAGAGUGGGCUUUGCGGCCAGCCCCUGUGCAGAAAUCGCAGGUGCUCCGGUGUCUGAGAUUUCCGGGCCUUUCUCAACAGAGGACAUAGCCAGCAACUGCGUCCCUGCCCUGCCGUUGAAUGAGCCCAUCUUGUGGAUCGUCUCCUAUACUCUCAUGAGUGUGUGUGGAGUCAUCCUUCUUGUUUUAAUCACCCUGCUGCUACUUCCAGUCCGGUGUAGGCAUCACCCCCGAGAUCCCGAGGUGGUCAACGAUGAGUCCUCGCUCGUCCGGCAUCGCUGGAAAUGAAGAGAAAAGCCUAGUGACCGUGAACUCGACAAUUAAGACGAUUCAGUGCAGCAGGCAGGGGUUAUAAGGCAAGGCUUCUUCCUGUGCGCGUUAGUCUUAAAUUUCUGUUUGCUCCCAGAUGCCUUCCAGAUUCACUGUAUUUUGAUUCUUGACUUUACAGCUUCCUCUUUCCCCCUUACUUCCAAGGAAAAUGAUAAUAAAAAAGCACCUCAUUCUUAAUCAAAACAGAGUGAAUUGGGCUUCAGGCUUUAUGUAGCUGGUUAUGCCAAACUAUGUGGGUGAGCCACCCCCCCCCAAAAAAAAAGAAACCAACCAAAAGCCUUGGCUUGUUCUCUUUUCCCUUCUAUCUCUGGAGAAAUAAGUGCAUAUACUUUAUAACUCUUCUUAGCUAAUGGGAAGCUUUUUGUAUUGAUCACAUUUAAGGGUAUUUUGUACCAGGAUCCGCCUGAGUCAAAGUGAUAACAAGAAGGUUUGCAAUAUGACAGCAGGAGAAGUAGUCUGGGGCCCGAUGAUAAAAAAGCAGCCUGCCCCCUUCGGAGUUGGAAGGAGAGCAUCAGGCCCCUUUUCUGGGUCUCUCUAUGCUCUGCGUGCGUGUUCAGUCGCUUCAGUUGUUUCCAACUCUUGGUGAUACUAUGGACUGUCGCCUGUCAGCCUCUUCUGUCCACAGGGUUCCCCAGGCAAGAAUACUGGAGCGGGUUGCCACGCCUUCCUCCAGGAGAUCUUCCUGACCCAGGGAUCGAAUUCAUGGCUCUUGCAUCUCCUGCAUUGGCAGGGGGGUUCUUUACCACUAGCACCACCUGGGAAGUCCUGGGUCUCCCUGUGAUCUGAAGGAGAGCUGGACUCUACUAGGAAGAGAUGAUCACUCAAGUCUUCACCAGCCUCUUCUGAAGACGGAAGGCCUUCAAGUGCAAAGGAAGCGUACUCUUUGUACUCAAUACUUGCAUAGUACUAUGGGUGUGAAAGUAAAAACUACCUCUGUCAACACUUUAUCCAGGGUCCUGUGCCUGCUGGGGGUACAGGCAGCCUGCUUCCAGCCAUUGCCCCCGCCUAAAGAAUCCUCUUUCCAGCAGGAGAGAUGUAAUAGGUGCUGAACCACAGAUCAACCUGGAGAUGUUCUGUCAUGGAGCUGGUUAUCAUCACAUACGCUUACUCUUACCCAAAAUGAAUAAACACUGUAUGAAGGAGAAAAACAGAUUCUCUUUCACUGGCUUAAUUGUUUCUUUUUCCAAGUCUCCCCUGAAGGUAGGUUGCUGAUUACUCUUUUGGGGAAUAGAGACAUGGCUCGGUGCCCAUAUCCCCGACCAGCUCUCCAAGGAUGUGAGGGAAUUUCUGCUUUUUCCUGUGCUUUGGAACCAUGAGCUUCUGUGUGCAGAACCGCCAAGGCUCAAGCACACCCAGCUGAAAUAGCUGCUGACCUCCAUGCUUCUGCCCUUUGGCAUGUUCAGUCUUUGGUGAUGAGUCAGGGGUGCGGUGGUUUCCUUAUUUGGAGAACUCCACACUUGCUAUCAUUUAUUUGAGGACUUUGGCAAAGAAAAGCAGAAGCCUUUAACUUGAGGUCAUCACAAGAAGGGUUUAAAGGCAAUAUCCUUUCUCUUGCUGUGUGCCAAGUUCAAGGUUCCCUUUGCAUCACUGUUGGGGUGGGUCAGAUAUACAGUACAAACCCAGAAGGGCUCCCUGAAGCAUCUCGUCUGGCUGGGAUGUUGUUCAUGUUCCUGUGGAUGUUUCACUCACCUGCCCGGUUCACUGUCUCCCCAAGUCACCUCCAUAUUCAGAAACAGAUAAGCCUGCCCAAGAUGACUGUGCCAGAGAGAUGCAGGGCCAUUGAUAUGCAUCUUAGUGUCCUCACAGACACUAAGUGUCCCCCAGGGGCCCCAAGAAUCUUGUGGCGAAGGGCUGAGUUGCAUCUUAGAACAUGGAUCUUCUGUGUUAAGAUCCAUGCAGGUAUGGCUGUGGUGAGAAUGGAACCCUCUUGAAAUGGGAUGAGAAGAGGACACGGUCAUCAGAAGGUCAUUGUCCCUUCCAGCCUCAGCUAGUGGAGAGGUAAUAAUUUCAAAAUACAUUUCAGAGAUAGAAAUCUCUGGGGAGUCCAGUUCUCUUUUUGCCCUCUUGGCUUUUUCAUGGGUUCCUGUUCGGUGGUCCACUUUCCCUGGAUGUGCAGGUGAUAUCCCUUGACAGUGCCUUCCCCUUGCUCUGAAAAAUCCAAACUCCUGAAAUAAAAGGAGGGGAUUGUAUAUAUGACCCGGUUAUUUCUGCUGCUUAUUGCUUUACUCAGGCAUCUUGUUUCAUUUUCCCGUGUUUGGUUUCUGAGCUGGGGGCUGUCUCUCCUGCCAUCAACUAGCAGGCAUGGUUCCCAGAAUACUUGAUAAUAGCAAGUUAGAUUUCAAGCUUGGGUGUUUGAAUGAAGUUUGCUAUAAUGCUCUGUAUUUCCUAUCAAAUUUCUCUACCUUUUCAUCUGAGAUGUCAGUGGAUGUGACAUUUUAAUGGAAAUACUGAAAUUACAAAAGCAUAACUUAGCAACAAGGAUGAACUAGACAAUUGAAAUUGGGACGUUUUCCUGGCAUGCCUUGCUGCUGAAAAUUGGACUUUGAGUCAAAACCCUGUUAGUGACACGCACCUCCUCCGGUUAUGUAAAUUGAUCCUUCACUUGGCAAAUCUUCAAACAGGCUUGCUUUGAACAGGAAAGAAGAUAGCAGCCCUUUGGGGGUGUCAUUUUUACCAGGCUGUGGAAGGGGCUGGAAGAUGGUCCUCUCCUGAAAGAUGCAAAUUAGCAUCAGGUUUUUGUCAAAACCUUGUCAACUCUCUGAUGGAAAAAGGAUGUUUUUACGUGAACAAUGUAUUUUUUUAAAUAGGCUGAUGCUUUAUAUUCUUGAUGAGUUAUUCAGAAGCCUGAAAUGAAACCCUGUCUUCAGAACCUGAAACUGUUUCUCAAAACUAGCGAUGAGAUGGGGAUUGAUUAUAUUUUUUUCCUCUGGAAUUUAGAAGAACUGCAACUGAUUGGUGUGUGAUCACCAUGGUGAACUAUUUUGCUUUUCUUAUGAACCAAAACACAGGGACCUGGUGUUAAAGAAAUAGAUUCCUGGUGUGUGACAACCGGGACGGUCUUCCUGAAUGCAGCCCACUCCCAGACUUCUGCAGGAUUUUUCUUACCUGCUUCUGUGAAAUGCAGACUUUUUGGUCCGAGACAAAUUUGGGGUCGGUUACAGUUCAAAACUGUGAAAGUAACUCCCAGCAAUGAGGUAUUAACAACUUCACAGAGCUUUGGGUCAUAGAUUCUGCAAAGCAGUUUUGCUUUGGGGAUUCCAUUAUCUCCUUCAAGAGGAGCAGAAGGACUAUUUCUUCAUUUAAUAGAGGCUCCUCUCAAAUGGAAAUUUGUUAAAUUCCUCUCACCAGAUCCCCACUGGGGGAGUUGCCAGGCGUGGUUCAGUGCCAAGUUCUAGCCUGGUGUCACCUGUUGUCAUUAGAAAUAAAUCACUGCCUGACAGCCUGUUCCAUAAACAACAAUAAUUGAGUUUCACAGACUUUAUCCUUAUUAGCAGAAAGCAAAUAAUUGAGUGGAAUCCCAGUGCAUUUUUCUCUUGCAUAAACUUAUUAGAAUUGAUAACAGAACUGUUCAGAGGAAAUACUUGCCACUGAGAGUGUUUUCUCUUUUAGGCAAAACAACUAAACACCAACCAUAAAAUGUAAAAUGAUGAGUUUUGCCAAGAAAGACACUAGAUUUCUGGGGCCAAGAAAACUCCACCUGACAGAAGUUGUUGUUACAGUUUCAGUGGGUUUUAAGAACUUCAGACUUGAACUUGUGGCAGUUUACCAAUUAAAUAGCAAGAUGGAAAAAUACAUUUUGAAAGUGAGGAGGGGAAAAUACAAAUAUAAUCAAAAGUAUGCUAACAAAAUAAGUGGAAUUAUCUCUUGGAAAAUGGCUUCAAUUCCAGGAAUCAGCAGAUUUCUUUUACUCUUAAUAUUGCUGAGACCAUGGGAGAUGUGAUUUAUUUCACACAGCUGCAAACCCCAAAUUUCAAGAACAUUCAAGCUGGAAGUGCAUGUCAGAUGUCAGCACAGAAACACAGAAAGCAAGGCCCCUUACACUUGGCAUUACCUGAUCCAGGUGAAGAUUGGCUCAUCCAAGGAACAGGGAGUAGGUGAUGGUUGGGACUGGGAGAAUUCUAGAACCUGGGAAGGGCAAUGGGAAUAAGAGGUCAUAUCCCUCAGUCAGCAGAUGAUGGCCAAGGUCUGGACGAACUGAAGACAUCCCAGGAUGUCAUAGGAAACUCAUUUCCCCAAGUUUGGGGUACAGCCUACCUUCUUAGGAAUUUUCCAAAGGAACCUCUCAGGAUGUACAAAUUUAUCAAAGAGAAACUUGCUUUGGAGCCAUCGCCGCUGUUCUAACACAACUGGAGAUAUCUGAACUCCCAAGCAGGACAUGAUCCUUAGGCUGCAGGUUCAAGUCAUGCCCUGGGAAGUUCAUGGGACAGGGCCAAGAGUCUGAAGCCAAAGGGAGCUGGUGAAGUUUAGGAUCUGAGCACCUGGCCAUGUCAACCCAGCCCUGCCAGCCAGUUAGUUCACUGACUCAGAAUCCUGCAGCACUCAGAAUCGUAAGCACACUCCUUCUCCAGGGAUACCUGCUGUCAGCAGCAUGACCAGGAAGAAGGACUUGGGGGCAGCAGAAGCCUCCCUCAGGGCACCUGGACAGCAGCAUCCUCACAGGUCCACACCGGCUCUGAACGCACACACAUCCUUGGCAGAAUUCAGGCAGUUCUGGACUCCUCAGGAGAUGCUAGCACACAAACCCAGCUUUCAGCCUUGGUAAGAACACCUUCCCAGGGGUGAGCAGAGACGGCCUGAUGCCCCAAGUCAGCAACACUGUGGGAUGUGGUCAUGAAAGCAAAGCCAGGCCUCAGUGAUGCAGUGUGUCUUCAAAACCUCUAGUUACUGGGAUUAAGUACGAGUGGGUUGCCAUUUCCUUCUACCGGGGAUCUUUCUGACCCAGGGAUCGAACCUGUGUCUCCUGCAUUGGCUGUGGAUUCUUUACCACUGUGCCACCUGGGAAGCCCUAACACACAGGUGUACCCCACACAUAUCUAUCUGAGUAGAAUAUUUUGCCAAUGUAGAUUUAUAAUUAUAACUUAUAUAAUUACAAAUUAUAGAUUUAUAAAAUAGAUUUUGAAUACAAACUCAGCUGUCAUACUGAUGAUGUCAUUAAAAGGAAACUUGAAAUGUUGAAAAUCUUUGGAACCUAGCCUAAUUUGACAUUGAUAUUUUUCCAUAGAACUUCCUUCUUUCCGCUUGGAAUAAUUUUACUUUUUUAAUUCAUGAUGCAUGCGUGGAUCAGAAUUACAUGAGAAACUAGUGUCUCCAAAAGGGCUUAUUUUUUCCUCUUUUUUAAAUGUUAGGUGCAGAGGUAGUUGAAAGUUUCCUGAUAUAACUAAGGUUUCAGCUUGCUUCAUUUCAUGUGUUAGAAUAAAAUUUCACCUACACCUCACAUUCUGGUAGUCAACACUUCUGAGUGAAAGCUAAGAAAACUCUUCAAAAAUUAUCUUUGUGAGUUAAAGAAAAAUAAGCAAAGCUAAUUAAGAAUCUAUUCACUUGUAAUGAGAAUCACCAAAAAUAAACUUUGGUAACCCCAGUUUCUUUUACGAUUUGGUGUUCUUUCCUGCUAGUGGUGGCUUGGAUUUUUUUUUUUCCCCUAACUGUGGAUAUAAUUUUAUACAUCCUUAUCAAUGAGGCUGGAAAUUUAGGGUUGGAAUUAGCAUAAUGAGAGGAAAACAAUGGAUGAGAUUUACCAUGUGCUAAUAAAAGAUGUAGUUUUGUAAUCUAGAAUGAUGUAUUCCUACUAUGUCUGUUAAUUUGCACCAUUAAAUAUACUUAAAGUUUAAAGUCCCUAUGUUCAAUCAUGUAAAGCAGCCACUGAUUUUUUCUCAAAAAGGGUGACUUUUCUGCAGCAGCAGUGUUUAUGUUUUGGCUAAAGAGUUGAAAACCUUGUAUUCUUUAAAAAAAAAAAAAAAAAAGUCCUAAAAGUAAUGCUUUAGAAAAUGUAUUUUAUGUGUGUAUUUCAGAUUUUCAUCCUUCAAUACACAAUGCAUACGUGUUACUUGUAUUUCUGGAAAUGCUUCAGGUUAUUUAUAUUUCCCUUUUGGAAUUUUCCUCUAUUUUUAAGAUAUCAUGUUGAUUUAAAUCUAUGUCACCAUAGGACCAGGAGCAGGACUGCAAAGGUGUUCAUGUCAUCUGAGAAGAGGUUAUCUUAGCUACUGAUCAGUCUCCAAAUUGUUAUACACUUCAAAAGUGGAAUUUUCUAUAAUAAUCUUAUUUUUCUACCUGUCUGUUCCACCAGUUUGAGAUGUGCACCAUUGAAAAGGAAAUAAAAGAGUUGAUUUGUUUGAAUAACUACUACU